AUGGUGUUGCUGAGCCCAUCGGUUGGUGGUCUGAAAAUACUUUUGGGCAUCUGUGAAUCGUACGCUCGCCACCACAAUUUAAAAUAUAACGCACUCAAAAGUGAGUACAUGGUGUUCAAAGCGGGAAACAAAUGCCCAACGUAUGUACCUCCGAUUCUCCUGAAUGGUCAGGGACUGAAGAGGGUGACGACCUUCAAGUACUUAGGGCAUUUGGUAACCGAAGAUCUGCGCGACGACGCGGACAUCGAAAGGGAGCGCAGAGCAUUGGCGAUGAGAGCCAAUAUGAUAGCCCGCAGGUUUCAUCGAUGUACAGUCCAAGUAAAAAUAACUCUGUUCAGAGCGUACUGUACAUCGCUGUAUACUUGCAGCUUAUGGACCAGAUAUACCCAGCGAUCGCUAAAUGCUCUGCGGGUCCAAUACAACGACGCCUUCAGGGUGCUGUUGCGGCUGCCGCGAUACUGCAGCGCGUCCGGGAUGUUUGCGGACGCGAGCGUGGACGGUUUCUACGCCAUGCUCCGCAAGCGUUGCGCCGCGAUGCUUGGUAGGGUGCGUGACAGCCGCCAUAGCCUCCUGGCGAUCGUGGCUAACAGGUGGGACAGUGGCCUUUUGAAGCACUGGUCCUCCAUGCACGUUAGCCUUAAUAAUAAGUUCAAUUUAAUGUGA
Messenger RNA from Cydia pomonella (codling moth), 663 nucleotides. RefSeq lists its product as uncharacterized. The coding region runs from base 1 to 663 and encodes 220 amino acids. The transcript has a single exon. The record is from RefSeq and is a predicted model, not a curated record. NCBI's taxonomy places the organism in Eukaryota, Metazoa, Arthropoda, Insecta, Lepidoptera, Tortricidae.